Molecule: messenger RNA, 1749 nt
Organism: Colletotrichum godetiae
Lineage: Eukaryota; Fungi; Ascomycota; Sordariomycetes; Glomerellales; Glomerellaceae
Exons: 3
Coding region: 1-1749 (582 amino acids)
Source: RefSeq, a predicted model, not a curated record
AUGAACGAGGCUGUCCUUGACUGCAUGAUAUCGAGAGGCGGGUGGAACUCAAGCAUCAACAUCAUCCUCGGCGAUCAAAGCUCCGGCAAUACGGUGAGCUCGUCCUCAACUCGAGCGACUACUAUGUCCAAAUGGAUCGCGAGAGAAUGUGCUCUCGGCUCACGUCGCCACAGAAGCGAGCUUGCCUUUGUUGAAAUCGCUCAGACGCAGUUCGUCAGCGGCUGUCCGAUUUCUACGAGCGACUGUCGAAAGUUUGACUACACGGCGAGUAUAUGUGGUCGAUUCUUGAUGGUCACCUACGGAUCAGUCAUACUUGUCUUCGAGCUGCAUCACCAGUGCGAAGAGAGUCAACUUCGACUCAUCACUACCAUUACCUGCGAAUCUCCUAUUCUCGCCUGUGCCAUGGACACGACAUUGGGGCGCAACAAUGUUGCUGUGCUCCUCCAAGGCCGCGUUGGCCUUGUCUUUGAGAUCCCAUGGUUAUCCUGCUUCCCCGUCAAAUACUCAACGCAACCGCGUCCGCGAUCCAGACAAUGCGACUGUAGCACAUGGGAGGCAAAGUUACAAGUCGUCCGUUACAACGUGUGCACGCCCGACUGUCCUCCUCGCUCCGUCGCCACUUGCCCGCAUGGCUUAUACUUCGCCUUUGGCUCCUCCUCAGGCAUCGAGAUACACUGUAACGAUACGCGUGCGCAGCAAAAGGUCCGCCGCUUUGCGUUAUCCACACCCAGCGACUACAUCUACUUUCUCCCUCCGGGGGACGAAAACGAUCCAAGACGCAAGCUUCGUCUGAUCAGCUCCGCGUCAAUCUCGGACUGCCACGCCGGCUGUCUGCAAGACGUAGUUGGUGUUCGAGGAUAUAAUGAAAACGACUUUACUCCCCAGGUCCCGGCUAUCAUCUCACAACUUGAGAUGUCUGGCCUCGAAGAAGACGCGUCGAGUGUCUAUACCAUCAUGGAGCAACAGUUGUCUGCCUCUCUUGGUCCUUUCGCCAAUCGACGGCGCAAUUGGACAAGGAGGGAGCGAAUACUCCCGAGGCCUAGGUUAGCCAUCGCCGAUAACUAUCGAGCUGUGCCCUUGAGCGACGGGUCUCACAUACUUUUCACAGACCCCGAGACUGGGCAUUUGUGCCUUGCUUCUGAUGAUCUUCACCAGUCAACGGCUGGGUUGCAGAAGAAAGUGAACUUUUUGCCACCUGCAGCAGCAUGCGCGACCGCUCCACUCAUAUAUGCCGCCGGAAGAGACCUGACACAUGGCGUGAGAAUUGCUGCCGUUUUCCCAACGACACGAUGGAAGGAAGGAACAGGCUUUCGAGCUGGGGAGCAGAUCCUCGCUUUCUACACUAUCCCACCAGAUAUGUUCCGGGACAUUUCAAAUUUUGAAAAACUCCCGAAGUUAAUGGACAGCGAAGAAAAGCACCAAUGGGCGCAAUGGUGGCCGACACUGCAGCAUACAGUUCAACCAUAUCUGAAAGCCAAGAACAGCGGAUUGAUCGACAGAGGCAACCCGAAUGAAAGGCCAACGUAUCCAGUUGAUGUCCACGGCCAGGUCGUUGCCGUUUGCUCCGGAAUUGUGGACCUCUCAAUGGGCCUGGGCCCCGAUAUGAUGAUCUGGGCCUUUGACAGAGACGGCUUGACUCGUUGCUGGGCCUUGAACAUCGGAGACGAUAGGCCGAUGCAAAGGCAUACGAUCUUGAGUGAUGGAAGCAUGCGGAAGGUGGACGGGGAUGGGGACUUAACGAUGUUAUAG